UUGAAUCAAAGUUGCCGGUUAAUAAUAUUCAUUAACUAUAAAAUUGUUUAAAAUGUUAAUUAUUUUAAAACUACUUGGUUUGAUUACCAUAAUUUUUGCCGCUGAAGAAUCAUCAAAUGAUACAAAAGUACAAAACGAUACUUGUCCGAAAUUGAAAGCAUAUGAAUUUAAAUCAUAUAAUAAAAACUCAGAAAAAUGGACUACACAUAAAUUUUAUAGAGAAAAUUUAGCUGACAUUGAAUCACAAGUUGCUAAUGACGAUCAAAAAUCUGAUGAACCUAAUGAAAUUAAAAUUGGUCAGUGGGUAAAAGAUUGGGGAUUUGUGGCAUCACCAGAGGAAUGCGCUCGUGAAUGUAUUGCUGGAGAACCACCAAAAUUAUGUUAUUAUGAUUGAACAAUUGAAUACUAUCGCACGCUUGGCGGAGCGUGUGAUUUAUGUGUACCAAAAACAAAUUCAUCAAUUACAAGUGAUUGCCAAUGUGUUUAUGGUGAUGGUUACAAUAUUUCUGGAAUAUUAACUGUCAAUAGAAUGUUUCCAGGGCCAUCAAUACAAGUUUGUCUUGGUGAUUUGGUUGUUGUUAAAGUUAAAAAUAUGGCUCAUGAUCAUGAUAUGACUAUUCAUUGGCAUGGUAUUUAUCAAAUGAAUUAUCAACAUUAUGAUGGUGCGCCAUUUGUAACACAGUGUCCAAUUCAAAGUGGUACAUCAUUUAGAUAUAAAUGGAAAGCACAAAACAUUGGUACACACUGGUGGCAUUCACAUGCUGGUCUUCAACAAGCUAAAUUGCUUGAAGGUGUCAUUGUUGUACGACAGCCUAAAGAAAAUGAUAAUAACUGUGAUUUAUAUGAUUAUGAUGGUUUUGAUAUUCAUAUUUUUUUGAAUGAUUGGAUGCAUUCACUUCCUGAUGAGCAUUAUCCAGGUCCAGCUGGUGGAUCCAAUCUUGGUCAAUUACCUGAUAAUAUGCUCAUUAAUGGACAAGGAAAAUGGCUUGAUCCAGCUACUGGUAAAUUUACCACAACACCACUCGCUGUUAUAAAUGUUGAGCCAGGAGUUAGAUAUCGUUUUCGUAUGAUUAAUACUAUUAGCUGGGAUUGUCCUAUACAAUUUUCAAUUCAAAAUCAUAAUUUAACAGUUAUUGCAACUGAUGGGGAAAAUGUAAGACCUCGAGUAGUCAACACAAUAGCAUCUUUUCCAGCCGAACGUUAUGAUUUUAUUAUCAACGCUAAUCAAAAACCUGGAAAUUAUUGGAUUCAAGUACGAUUAAUUGGCUUUUGUUUUGACCGAGAAAUAAUACAACUUGGUAUACUUCGUUACAAAGGCUCACAAUUAACAGAACCAAAACUUGCACGACCAACUUAUAAUAAUCCCAUUGCCACUGGAAUUAUAUUAAAUAAUAUCAAUGAAGUUUGCGAUGGCAGUGAUCCUACAGCUGUUUGUAUUAAGAACUUAGAAUCAGCUGAUUCAGUUAAUCCACGAAUUCUUGCUGAGAAAACAGAUGUACAAUUUUUCUUGCCAUUUACGUUUUAUGCUUACAAUAAAAGUGAAAUUUUUGAACCCGGUACUUAUCGUCCAUUCCAGGCUCCAACUGGAGGACCAGACGGAGUCGUUCCGUCAGUUGAUGGAAUAACAAAUCGUCUUGAAACAUCACCCUUGUUAACACAAUAUGAUAACAUUCCUAAAUCUGAAAUUUGUAAUGGAAAAAAAAAGCCAAAGCAUUGUGAAAAUCAACCAGUUUGUCAGUGUACACACAUCAUUGAUAUACCAUUGAAUGCAUCUGUUGAAAUUAUCAUAUAUGACGACGAUAGAACAACGAAUUUAUCACAUCCUUUCCAUUUGCAUGGAUAUGGUUUUCAUGUAAUGGCUCAAGGCUCACAGGAUAAAGUCAAAUUAACACCAAAAAAUAUACAUAAAGCAUUGCAACUUGAUCGACAAAAAUACAAAUUCAAUAGUCGACCUCCAGUGAAAGACACUUUGCCAGUUCCACCAAAUGGAUACACAAUUGUUAGAUUUAUUGCCAACAAUCCAGGAGAUUGGCUUUAUCAUUGUCACAUAGUACCACAUUUAAUGAAUGGAAUGUCGUUUGUACUUCAUGUUGGCACUCAAAACGAUGUUCCACCUACUCCACCUGGUUUUCCAACGUGUGGAAACUUUCAGCCACCAAUUUAAAAAUAGUUGUAUAACAACAAAAUAAUGCCACUAUCUACAAACAGUCACUUUAAAGUAAAUUUAUUUAUCAUUUUAUAAUUAUUCAUUUUAAAUUAAAAUUUAAAUAAAAAUUUAAUUUGAUAAUUAAUAAUACGAUAAGACUCGAAGAUUCAGUUCAUAUAUUUUUAAAAAGGUCAUCAUCGAUUAUCUAAAUUUCAAAUGUCGAGCAGAAGCUAAAUAAAAGUUUAUAAAUCUAUGAAAAGUCUUGGAGGAGAAUGUUCUUCAAUGAAAGAAAAUUUAAUUUGCAGUAUAUCGAAUUAUAGUUGGUGAUGAUGAUAUUUACGGCUGAUGAUCAUAUUCACAGUUUCAAAUAGAUAUACACAUUAUACAUUUAAGAAAUAACAAAUUAGCUUGGUGAUGAAUACCAACAGAGCCGAAUAUAUAUAUCGACAAUGCAUCAAUAUCAAAAUAAUAGAACUAAACCUAAACACUAGAAUUUUUAUUCAUGAAAUAAUUUUUUUU
Molecule: messenger RNA, 2665 nt
Organism: Aphidius gifuensis
Lineage: Eukaryota; Metazoa; Arthropoda; Insecta; Hymenoptera; Braconidae
Product: oxidoreductase OpS5-like
Exons: 10
Biological process (GO): iron ion transport
Cellular component (GO): plasma membrane
Molecular function (GO): copper ion binding; oxidoreductase activity
Source: RefSeq, a predicted model, not a curated record